UGCGGGUUCCUCAAACAAAUUUGAGGUCGCUCCUUUUUUCUGUCACCCUCUGGUAUGGUCAACCAGUUGAGAAGUAUGGCCUGCAGACAUGUCCAAAACAUGGUUCAAAGCGUCUCAAAGUGUUCUGGAAGUGAGGCACCAUACUCACCAAUUGUUGAUACUGGCUGUGAUUCCCCAUCUAGCCUUCCUAAAGCCUGUAAAACAUCGGGAUUAUCCGAAAAAAAGUCUGAGUCUCAUUCCGUAAUUGACGCAAAGUGUCUGAAUAAAAGCUGCGUUUCAUCAAGUGUUCCUCAAGCCUGUGAUUUCCACUGCGAAGCAGACCAAAAACUAAACGUCAAAUGUGCACAGUCAAAAAAGAUAGCAUCUGAAGAUUUGGAUGACCGUCAAUCUCCAAAUGACUAUCUUUGGCAAAAAUUAGAAGCAUUGGUUGAUCAGAUGAUCUCAGAAGAGGAUGGAAUUCCCGUCCGCAAUGUUAAAAGUCUAAUGUCAAUAAUUCCUAGCACAUUUACCGUGAUAUUGUUCAUUGGUUGAUGGAACACAUUGGAGCUAGUGAUGUUACUGAAGCCGUUCAUAUUGCUAGUCGUAUUGCGUCUAUGGGUUAUAUUUUUUGCAUUGAUGAUCAUGUACUCACUGUGAAAAAUGAUGGACAUACGUACUAUCGAUUUCAAACUCCUUUCCUCUACCCAAGUCGAUGCAUGGAGGCAGAUACGGCAGAUUAUGCUGUUUAUUUGUGUAAACGCACCAUGCAAAACAAACAAAGAUUGGAACUGGCUGGAUUUGAAGCUGAACGCCUGGCUAGUUUACAAAAUAUUUACUGCCAUAAGUGGGAGUUCAUUUAUAUACAGAAUCAGAAGCUAAAGUAGAUAAGAAAAGAGAUAAAUUAGAGAGACUGGUACUUGAAUCACAAGAACGAGCCUAUUGGGAUUUACAUAGACCACCACCAGGCUGUAUCAAUACAACGGAUAUUGAUAUGCGUAAAUUGUGUCGCGCUAAACGCCCUAAAAAAACCACAUCUCGUCCUAUAAAUUUUCCUAUUCCGAGUGGCCCAGAUGGAUCUAUUUUAUUCUCCGUUUUGGAUGGUCUUUCACUACGAGAUAGGAUAGACAAACUUCAUACUUGUUCACGUACAAGAAUUAAAUCAUCUAAAGCUGCUGAGAGUUUGCAAAACUUUGCCGAUCAGUAUUCUGAAUUCGAUUUACUUUUAUCUACGUCAACAUCUCUUGGUUUUUCUGCACCGUCUACAAUUGGAAUAAAUCAACCGAAUACAGCUUCUUCUACUAGCCAGUUGGCGUUAGGUAGUUUAAAUGUGAAUACUAAUUCUUCUACCACUGCCACUACUCCAACAUCUAUAUUACGUACAUCCGGUGAUAAAUUAAUUCACCAUACUCGUAGUAUUUCAGCUACUGGAUUUAAUGGAAUCACAUCAUUGACUUCAAUGUCAUUAGCUCGUACCAGCAGUGGAACAGGAAAUGGUGCACAUAAUUUCUCGACAGGUGGUCAAAUUUCUAGUGGACAUGGAUCAGCUGGACAUAUGGGAGUACUUACUGCUAGUUCACCUAAUUCGGUCUAUGAUCCUAAUCAAGAACCAGUUAGUGCAUUGAAUCCUUGGAUUUCUGAUAAUCCUGAUUAUUGGAAUACGGACCUACGUCCAAAAUAUCUACCUAUUCGUCGUAUUAAACGUUGGAGUUUCUCAAUUCAUGAACUAUUAAAAGAUCCAGUUGGUUUGGAAGAAUUUCAACGUUGGUUAGAAAAAGAAUUUUCAGCAGAAAAUCUCAGAUUCUGGCAAGGAUGUCAAGUAAGCAAUUUACAUACUUGUUAUUCACUUACCAAGUAUGAUUUUAUGUACCCAAUUUUAAGUAGAACUCUUUGUAGAAGAACCACUGGUAUUAUCCAGUUGAUCAAACUGAAGUAGUGUAUAUUAUGGGAUCCAAAAUUACAACUCAAACGACUGGAUGUAAAGUGUUUUAACCAGUGAAACUGCCACUUGAAAAAGAAAUCUUUUGUUAUUGUAAUUAUUUAUGCAUUUUCACGAUAGUUGGUACUAAUGAAAUCUAAGAUGGGUGUUUCAUUUUAUUUGGGACUUGUCAAGUGUGUUUAUACUUAAAUUAAUAUUGAUAAUUUUACUGGAAAUCUGAUCCAAUACCCAUCGUUUCAAAAAUACUAGACUGUUAUCCAAUUCAUAACAGCUAUUACCUUUUCUGGAAAAUCUAGAAUUGAGUAUCAGACUUAGCACGCAUUGCAAACAGCAAGAUCAACGUAAUAAGUACCAAACAGGACGAAAUGCUCCUCCUCAACUUCACCUCUAAUCAAUAUCAAAAUAUAUUAUCAAUAUUUGUGAAUACGUGAAAUACUCAUGAUGUCCAUAAUCCAUUAGUAGAGACUAAUGAAUUCAUUCAUUUUCAAAUGACGAUCAACCUAAAAUUCUCCUUUGUUUGAUUCGGGUUGGAUUUUCGGGGAAUGAUGCAAUUCCAUACUAGCCAACCCAGUCCUCAAAAAUUAGGAGAGGAAAUUUUUGAAAAAAAUCGGAAAAGUUUAUUUUAAAUCCGAUUGACCAUGAUACAAUAUGAAAUGCAUGUGUAUCUAUAGAAAAUUUUGAAGUGUCCUUAAAAAUCAAACCCUGAAGAUACCGGUUUUAGGGAUUCAAUUUUGUUGACACAAUUUGAAAUUUUCAAAAUGAUAAUUUCAUGGAAUUUUUUUCCAGUUGACUUUUGUCUAGUUUUUAAUGAUUUAUUAUAGUUCACUAUAACACUAUUCAUGAUUUUGUAAAAAGUUCCCGACUAAUCUACCUGGAUAUCGUCUACGCGAAACAAAGUAAAAUAUACAGAACAAAAUAUUGAGAUCAAAUUUUAAAAAAAUAUUUUUGUGUGUAAGAUACAUGUAGUUAUGUUAUAAUUCUCUCUUACGGUUAUAACCCAGCUAUUCCUAUUGCUUAGUACUCUCGGACACCGAUUCACUCAACAAGUCCCCCAAAUCAGAACACAGUUGUACAGGAAAAGAGAUUAUAUUCCAAAUAACAAGGUUAGAUGGAAGUAAGAAGCAAGUAAGUGCAAUAGGGAAAACGUUAGUAUAUUUAUAGUUUUUCACAUGAGAAGAUUUCUAAAGUGUUCACUAAGUAUUGAUUAACGCUGAUUCGGAUAAUAAUAAGCCAAUCAGCGUGCACCAAAGCAAUCAUGCAUUGAGCAUGCUUUAAUCCAGUCUAUGUCCCGCUAACAAGUUACGAAAGUGUUUUGUAUUUAAAAGAAAUUUCACAUGAAAUACAUUUACAUUGUCCUACAUAAUGCCUAUCAUCAACCAUCCACUUAAUCAAUUUUUCUUUCAUAUUUUGCGUUUACUACAAUAUCUGUUAUUGUUGAAAAAAUAGUCUUCAUGUAGACGGGGAGAUUUCACUGAAUAAAUUAAUAGACCUAUCAGCAUUUUUUUAAAGCUAAGUAUUAGCUUCGGUCUGGGCACCCGGGUAGUAUCAUAGCCCACACACAAUUCAAGUGACUUGUGUGUAUUCGUUGCCCCUUUGUACCAAUAUUUAUGUGUUGAAAUAAACAAAUAAAGCAAGAACCACUUCUAAAUUUUUAUUGUAUCACACUACUCUUCAGUUUUAGGUUACCAAGGUAAAGUUAAACUAUACUGUCGAACGACCUAUUUUGAUUAGUCAGAAAAGAAUAAGUAUAGAUGAAUGAAUUAUAAUAUAAUACCAAAAAUAUAUCGUUGUUUUAUAUUAUUAGCUAAUUCGUAUAGGUUUGCUACAAGCUCUUAACCGUUAGAUUUUGGUGCAAAGAUCACGACUAAUGGUUAUAAUUUCAAGAUGCUCUAAUCACCAAUUCUUUCCCUAAACCUGACCCUAAUCCCAGAUCUAACUCAAAUCAUAACCCUAAUUUUAACUCAAUCUUAAUCCUUAAUCUAGACAAAGUUAUUCACUCUAACCCGAAAAUUAAACAUUAACCACUAUGAUCUUAACCCUAUUAAAUAUUACGAUAAAAUACAGUGUUUUUCUGCACUCAUGCUCUGUCAUUUCAUUCCCCCAUUCACAAGUGAAUGUUUUCUUCACCAAUUCAACGCCCUUUGAAUAACUAACACUGUUUCCUUCACGAAAGCUUAUCAUUAUACGGUUCCUGAUUAACAUUCUGGCUUAAUUAUGGUUCAACAAAUGUCAUUGUUAGGUUCACUUGAAAUCUCUAAAUUCUCUCCUCAUUUGACUUAUUUUUUUAUUGCUUUAUACUACGUGUUACUAUUCAAUAAACAGUUUCAUUUCUAAUAAUUUUUAGACUUAUGGUGCAAUGUAUGUUUAUCGAUGUGCUAUAUUCUGAGGUAUUUACAUAAACUAAUAACAUUUACUGCGUCUAUUGCUGUAAUUAUGUUCUCUUAACUCUUGUAACAACAAUUCCUAGCUUUUGUGCAUUUCUUAAAUCUUUGUUUAGGUGCAACAGUUUCCAUAUUUUUGUCCUCUUAGUCCCUGUUUGGAUUGUUGAUGGUCAUUAUUAGCUUCAAACACAAUUACCGACCGUCAUUUACGCUAUCAUAUAUUGUAAUUAAUCUUAACGUGAUUAUUACUGGUAUUCUUUUUUCCAGACGCACAGACGCGUUAAUCGCCACAUAUACCUCACGAGUUUGAAACCCAUUUACAAUAAUAAACCGUUCAUUAAAUAAAUCGUUGUUUUGAAUCUCAAUAUUAUGUGUAUUUCAGUUGUAUUGUUAGACGCUUUUAUAUACUUAACAGUCGUUCUAAGUUGAUAUAUGAGUGGGUGACUUUGAAGUAUUUGUUCGAUCCUGAUUGCUUUCUCAAUAUUGUUCAGCCUUAUUGAUCACGAGUUCAUCUACUUCAGUCUAUAUAAUUGAGUGCUAUGUCUGUUUGUUGUGGUAUCUAAGAGAUAUUUUUUGUUAUAAUGCAAGCAAAAAAGUAAACUGUUGUCUAAUUUAUUAUAAUCUCUCCAUUUAUAGGUACUUAAAGGUGCUCCACUGCGUGAAGUUCGUCAGUCCAUUAUGAAUAUAUAUCAACAGUAUUUAGCUCCAAAUGCAGUAGAACCAAUAAAUAUUGACAGUAGAAUCGCUGAUCUAGUAAGACGUCAAAUAGAUGGUGAAUCGAAUACAACACCAAAUCGUUAUUGCUUUGAAGCAGCUGAAGAACACAUUUUUCAUUUAAUGAAAUCCGAUUCUUAUUGUCGUUUCCUACGAUCUGAUGUUUAUCGUGAAUUAUUUCGUGGUGAUAAGAAAAAGUCAAAGAAACAGCAACGUAGUAGUGGAAUCAAUUCGAAUAAUGCUUUGUCAAGUGGUCCCGGCGUUGGUGCUCAAGUUACUGCAACAGUUAAUUUUACUGGAAUUGAAUAGCAACCAAAUCUUCCACGCAUGGGCUAGUGGUUGACUGUUACAAUAGUUCUAUUCUGCUUAUUUUGAAUAAAUGAAAAAAGUGCUUUUUCAUUGUUUGCAUUUCAUUAUUCUAUGUUGUAUAUGUUUUUUUUUUAAUUUUUUUGUCUUGUCUUUUUUCCACCAUAAUAUUUACCCAUCAUUUUACGCUUGGUUCCCAAAGUUAUAUUUGUAAUGACGACAAUUUGAUAUGAUACUUUCAGCGAAAUUUACAUUUUCAAAAAAUCUUCUCACUUUGUCUUACCCUCAAAAAAAUAUGAUAAUAACUCCUGUCUAAAGAUAUUAUGCCUCAUGGUUAAAUUCCCCAAUAAGUUUGUGAUCUCUCUUCAAAUUUAUGACUAACUUACUAGACUAUCUAUCUGAUUGACUAUGCUUUGUGAUAUUAAUACGCAAAUUUAAAAGAUGGUUAAAUAUACGUAUCCAUUGUAAAAAGAAAACUACCGUCCUUCUAUGUUAUUGUAUGUGUAUGUUUGGUCAAUAAGUUUUUAUCUUAUUCACUAGUCAAUAAACGUUUAAUUACAACUUGGAUCUCUACAAAUUUCAUUUUUACAUAAUGUAUUGUGCAAUUUCAAUUUUGAGCGCGUGUUCAAAUCCCAAAGGAACUCAUUACAUAAUAUAUACUGUGAUAUACAUAUAUCUUAUUUGCAUUUCUCUCUCUCUCUCUUAUGCAUUUAUUUUAAACGCACAGAUGAAAUGUAACUUUUAAUGAAUCAUAGAUAUUUAUGUAUCCUUCCAUAUGGAGCUUAUUAUGUUGUAAUAUUGUUUGAUGAGCAAUUGAUUGUCGGGUUACUUUUAUUUAUUCCUUCUUAAGAUGUAUUGUUGCUUCUCUUCUUUUGUUCAUUUGUCACCUGAAUUGAUCUGCUUUCAUUAAUUGUUGAAUUAUGAUUUCAGUUAUAUCUUUUAGCUUUGAUUUUAUUAUAUGGUUGUUUUCUUCAAGACGAUUAUAACAUUAUGGUUGUAAUAUAAUAUGAUGAAUAUAUAUUACAAACUUGUCGUUUGACUAAUGACAGAGGUGAAGUAUAUAACUACCAUAUUACUGUAUUUUCUUCUCAAGUAUUUAACACUAACAUUCGAAUAGAUUUUAGUUUUCUGUCAUUUUUGUUUAAUAUUUAUUAAUGUGGAAGUUCCAGUUGCGUGUUUUUUUUCUCUCACGGUUAUAUCAACUACUCAUAACCAUUUAUUUAAGUAGACAGUUGUUUAUCAUUUUAUCUGUUUUGUUUAUUAGUUUCAACUUCACUUAUGUUAAAAUACAUCAUAAUUUCUUUCUGAAAUAAAUAAAAUAAUUUAUGAAUUGAAAUCUGUUAGUUGAGUAUCUACUGAGCGUCAACUAGUUUUUUAUAGUAAACAUUUUAUCUCCAAACUAAAAAGAGUUUACAGUGGAGGAAAUAGCCAUCAUUUUACCUAACAAUUUGGCGUUAGAAACGUCGGCUUGAAGGCAUAUGAACUUAACUCCUAACUACUGAAUCAGGGGUUUAAAACCGGUUCCAUUUCAAUUUCAGACAUAAUAUUGUCACUAGUUCUCUCACAAAGUAUGUACGAGUUCACGGACUUAUACUUAAUUAGUGAGUAGCUGCGUAUAUUUCUUCGAUUGCCC
Schistosoma haematobium is the source of this 6949-nucleotide messenger RNA. Its product is annotated as Regulator of G-protein signaling 7. The record is from RefSeq and is a predicted model, not a curated record. NCBI's taxonomy places the organism in Eukaryota, Metazoa, Platyhelminthes, Trematoda, Strigeidida, Schistosomatidae. The coding region runs from base 971 to 1912 and encodes 313 amino acids. Gene Ontology annotation, biological process: intracellular signal transduction; regulation of G protein-coupled receptor signaling pathway; G protein-coupled receptor signaling pathway. The transcript has 7 exons.